This is a messenger RNA of Hypomesus transpacificus, 5581 nucleotides long. RefSeq names its product glycosyltransferase-like domain containing 1 (gene qtman). The record is from RefSeq and is a predicted model, not a curated record. The transcript has 9 exons. Gene Ontology annotation, molecular function: glycosyltransferase activity. NCBI's taxonomy places the organism in Eukaryota, Metazoa, Chordata, Actinopteri, Osmeriformes, Osmeridae. The coding region runs from base 1 to 1140 and encodes 379 amino acids.
AUGGCCCUGCUAAAUGGGGAGUUAUGUCACUCCCCUGGCUGCAUGCUGGGUGCUGUUCACCUCCUCCGUCUCAACCUGGCUGAGCUGGUGGCCUUGAGGCCCGACCUGGCUCGCCUCAAGAAGGUUCUGUACUUCCACGAGAACCAGCUGGUCUACCCCGUCCGCAAGACCCAGGAGAGAGGACUUCCAGUAUGGCUACAACCAGGUCCUGUCAUGCUUGGUGGCAGAUGUGGUGGCGUUCAACUCCUCUUUCAACAUGGAGUCCUUCCUGUCCUCCAUCUCGUCCUUCAUGAGGAGGAUUCCCGACCACAGGCCCAGAGACCUAGCUCGCUCAUACGACCAAAGUGUCGGGUCCUCUACUUCCCUCUCCAGCUCCCGGACGUCACCAGGCUCCUCCCUGAGCACAAGACUCUUUGCAGACUGAAGGAACCUCAGCAGAACGUCUCUUGCACAAGUAACUCAGCAGAGGAGCCGCUCUCCCUCUCCCCAGAGCCGGGCCAGGAGGUCGAGGCCGACCAGGGCCUCUGUGACCGGCGGGAAGCUGAGAAGGAGGCGGGGAGUGGAGGAGCAGAGGGUCAGGCCCGACCGCUCCAUAUCGUCUGGCCGCAUAGGUGGGAACACGACAAAGACCCGGAGCUGUUCUUCAGGACGCUGCUCAAGCUGAAGAACAGAGGCCUGGCCUUUCAUCUGUCUGUGCUGGGGGAGACCUUCACCGACGUACCAGAUGUCUUUGCGGAGGCCAAGGAAGAGCUGGGUGCCCAUGUUCUCCACUGGGGCUUCCUGCCCAGGAAGGAGGACUACCUGGGGGUGCUGUGCCAGGCAGACGUGGUCGUGUCCACCGCCAGGCAUGAGUUUUUCGGAGUGGCCAUGUUAGAGGCUGUCCAUUGUGGCUGCUAUCCUCUGUGUCCAAAGGCCUUGGUUUACCCAGAGAUAUUUCCAGUGGAUUAUCUGUAUGCCACUCCAGAGCAGCUGUGUAAGAAGCUGCAGGCCUUGUGCAGAAGACCUGAUGUUGUCAGGAGACAUCACAUUCAGGUUGACACCAGGAAGUACUCCUGGGCAGCAUUGAAGGAGGGCUUCCUCAGUCUUCUGUCUGGAGAGGAGGAGGACCCUCACCCUGACCCAGUCCCAGAUCCAUCCUGACUAGACCCUGACCCAGACUUUAGAAGAGGACUGUGGAAGAGGAGAACCUUCAUCCCUCUCCUGGAAGCCUCUCUGGAGCUGCAUUCUUACUUCACUCCAUAACAGGCUGAAGGAGAGGGACUGGAGGUAGACAGAGAGUCUACCGAGUGCUGGGAGUUCGUCAUAGUUGACUCACUGCCACAAACCUGUGGUGGCUUCCAGCACCUCCUCUCUACUCUCCUCUUCUCUCCUCAGCCUCUCCUCUUCUCCUCUCCUUGCUUCUCCUCUUUUCAAAUCAGAACCAGUCCUCUUCUGGAGACAUUGUGCCGACCCUGUAAAUGUCCCCCUCAUCUUCACGUGCGAGAGAGAAACUUUUAUGUGUGUGGUUUCUAGAAAGAAAAGAAAUGGAAAAAAAAAUCAAAAGGAAAAACGUGUAAAGGCUUUCAUGUUUCCCAAAGGCAGUGCCACCUCACAUAUCCGGUCGGGGCCAUUUUUAUCCUCUGUUCUGGAGAACGUGGGGCUGAAAGGGACUCUUUUUCUUUCUUCUUCUUUCUCCUCCUCCUCCUUCACCGCUGCCGACAGACUGGCAGCCAAGUUGUGGCUGGAAGUUCUGUUUUCUGUGGCUCCACCUGGGUUGCCAGGUUUGAGGGCAGAGGGCCUGGAAAGCUGUGCUUGCUGAAGUGCCUUAGCAGACUGGCUGCAGGGCUGCUCCACAUCUAUGGUUAUGGGUGGCUCCUUUACCUCAUACUUUUGUUGAGCCAUUGAUAGCCAUUGACAAUGCCUAUAUUCUCAGCAGUUUUUUUUCUAGUUUUUUUCCUCUCGUAACAAUAAAAGUCAACUCAAAUGUAUAAUCUGUUUGUAGACCAUGUAUUUGUGGCAUGAUGGUCUUUGGUCUAAUUCCGUUCAGGGAAAGGUUUGUCAUGGGUAGGAUCCCAUUGCCACCAUACACUAGACCAUAGUUUAUAUAUUUAACCACCUUAGCCUGUUUGGGGAGACCUUAAAACCACUCUUUAAACCCUUCCAUUACGGAGUGAAAAGGUGGAAAGUGUGAAAAUAAAUGGCUUCCCACUGUAGUUGUGAAGCCCUUUUCCUGCUGCUCCUCUCCUUCCUCUGAGCAUUGCUAACAGCAAACUGAAUCCCUCAUUCUUUCGUGUACCCUUGAUCUUUUAUAGAGAAAUCACAAGAACAGACUGAGGAGGAAACGGCAUCCAGACAGACAGAGAGAGAAUGAAUAGAUAUAAAGGAAAAAAAUAACUUACUGAGAAGAAAUGAGAAGUUGUGUAUGAUGCUAUGUAUGAUGCUACUAGUGUGACUGUGCUGAAGCAAGAUGGAAGACUGAGGUCUAACAUUACCAAAGCCAGAAGAACCUUAGGAACCAGAACAACCCUGUAUGUGGUGCUAUUGGAGACUGUGUUGUUAAUUCUGGGUUGAUACUGGUGUUUAGGGGGAACACAGGCACCCAACUGCCUACCCCCACUAUGGAACAUAACACUGGGGAGCAGCUUGGAGCACCCGACCCCCUGCAGAGACAGACUGGGGGAGACCCUUCCCCCAUCUCUCUCCUCCUCUACUGGCCCACCACCAUUAGCUUGCUCACAGAUCACUAGGUGUUUAUGCUGCUAACAGAGGAUGAUGCAAGAGUCCAUAGGGUUUGAAACUGACUGAAAAUAUCACCAGGGGCUAGAGUAGUCCAUAGGGAAGGAGAUAAUCUCAGAUGUGUAUCGUUAAACCAACUAGCUGAACUUUAUCACCAGGAUAUGCAUGCCCUGUGUUUUGGUUUAUUUCGUUUAUUUCGUUUUGGGAAAAAAAAAACCUUGAGCCUCCAUUUUACCUAAAGUCCCCUGGCUCUCUCCAGAGGCAGCCCUUCAGUAUGCAGGGCCACGCAGAGCAGCAGAGUUGAACCAUCAUUUUCAUGAAUUAAGCAGCUCUAAAUACAACAUGACACAUCACGGCAAUUUCCCCUUAACAUGUAUUCUAGCUGUAAAAAUGGCCGUCCAGUGUUUAAAUACUGUGAAUGAUUUCUGCCCUGUGGGCCUUCUCUUCCACCUGGGAGUCAGAGGAGAGGAAGUGGAGGAUUAAUUUGAUUCCUUUUGCGCUAAGCGAGAGUCUGUCAUAGCAACUGCUCCUAGCCAGACUUGGUGGUGAGCCACAAACAAGCCCUGUCUCUGUCCACAAGGCCAUGGUGUAACUGGAUGUAAAUCCAGUCAGUUCAAUAUGCACAGAGUGGACAUGAACUGUGAUAGCCGUAUUAGUGAUGUUGUCUGAUAUUGCUAAAUAAAUAGACCAUUUGAAAUUGAGUUCUUGGAUUUCAGCAGGGGACACGGUCUUUCCUGGUUUUAAAGGGUUUUAUUCCUCAAGCAUUGUGGUUUUAUUGGCGUCUUCUUCCAUGUUAUAAGGUACAACAAAGGCGUAUGAUCGUCUGUUGUUGCUAUCCUAGCUGAAACGCAUCUGACACACUAACCAACACUUAUGAAGCUAUGAAUCUCCCAUUCUCUAUGAUUGGGCAUUAGAGACUAGGGGACCAUGAGCACUAAUGCAGUUACAUCACAACGUGUUGCGUGACAUGUUGAAGAUUACUCUCAUCACUCCUCAUGCUAUUUUCUUAUCAAAUCAGGCUUUGUCCGACUAACCCUCUCACCGAGAACUCAUCCACUUAUCACUCCCUCAUCAGACACGGCCAGGCCGUCACCUGGCCAUAUCUGGUUUGUGUGGAUAUUGUUCGUUUAAUCACCGUUCUGAGAAGAAGAGAUGAUUAAACAACAGCCGGGCGCUCCGACGGUCGGCUCGUUUCCUCCAGGAGGGGAAGAAUAAGAACGAUUCACACGCCACAAAAACAAAUGUCUUUUUUGGCAGACAGUCAACUGUCCAACAACACGUGGCACUAGCUCGGACAGGGAAAACAACUCCUAAUGACCUGAGUGGAGGGAGAGAAAGCCCGAGAGACAGCCCUGCCAGAUGACCCCUUCAGCAGAUGUAUGGAGGGCAUACCGUGCUGGACCUGCAGCAGAAGUGGGUCAGGCCUUGGAGGGCUUAGCAUGCAGAAGCUGAUGCACAAGUGUCAUUGGGCCAAAAUGUGCAUUAUAUGCUGCAUGGACAGCUUUGGGUGUCUGCCAGUGGCCACAUGACCAUUCUGCAUCAGAAUAGAAGACAACAAACAGGACACAUACACACACACACACACACACACACAAACGAAGCACAACAAGACCCGGGUGGUACGUGAUCGUUUGAAUCUAGAGUAGGUACAUGAAUACCCUCGCACAAUGGCUGCAGUGCUAGCACAGUAAGUGGCACUCAGUCAAGUAGAGUGAUGUCUAUUCCUCAUCCAUAACGCUCUACUCAGUGCUGUGACUGGGACCAUUGACUUGUAGGACUCCCACAACAGGCCUGGGUCGCGACCUGACGUCGCCGUUAACCCUGUCACAAUGCAGUCAGUCUCCUCGUUGCAAAAUGCCACCCCGCUCAUAAAGCUUUUACAGCGCAGUCCAUAAAACACUGAAUGCAUUAAACCUUUUCAUAGGCUUGUUAAUAAACGUCGCUUUGAACAGUUGGUGUCGUGUGAACGGCCGGGUGUUUACUGUAUGGCCUGUCUGUGUCGUGUGUGUGUGUGUUUACUGUAAUGUGUGUUUGCAGUCUACCUCAGGGCUAUAAGGCAACUUAUUUCAAACUACUUUCCCCAGCUUUGAUAUGUGUCUACAAUGAAAAUCCCCACCAUGGUUUAAUCUUGGAAACCUCCACACAAGCUGGUUGUGUGCCCCACCCUUAGUUAAGCUAAUUAGCCAACAGCGGUUAUUGGGGCCUCCCAGUUGCUGAUAAGCCACUGCACAGCCAUCGCCACUGCUGUAGCAGUUAGUUACACUAUGUUUCCAGAAAAGCCUUUAAAGCAAACUUUUAGGAGGUAGCUUCAAACCAUGUAAACCAUAUAAACACCCUGGUCCAGGAGAACCCGACAGAGCGCAAUCUCUCCUUGUCUUCGUGUCACAUUUCAGCUGUUGUCAUCUUCCGUUCCCUCUGCUCCUGCACACAGCCAAGUGAGAAUCAUUCUCUCCGGUAAUUAAAGCUUUUUUUUUUCUCUCUUCCUCCCGUAGCCGGGGGUGAAAGAAAGGGGAGCGUUUCUUAAUGUGGAGGCUGCUAGAUGAGUGCAUCAUUGUAGCUGGGGGUUGUGAACGUCUAGAUUGUGGCCGUGAGCCGUGUCUAGUUCAGUCAUCUCAACCUCACAGACAAAUACACUUUUCUAAACCCAUCAACUAUGGCACAACCAUUUUGUCUCAAAAGGCUAAUACUGUCUGCCCCCACCCCCCUGCCCUCCACAACAGAAAUGACGAUCCUGCAGAUCCGUUUGUUGACGAGGAUAAUUACCGAAACUGAAAUGAGAAUUCAAUAUUUUGGGGGUAAACAAAACUUUUUUCUCCGUUCCUUUGGAAUAUGGAAGUCGGAGCAGGAAAGCAAGAGCGUCCGUUAU